AUGGUAGGGUUUUCUGGUAGACAUCAAAUUUACGAUUGUAAUCAAAAAGUCUUCUACGUUUCCGGUAUGCGCGCUCCAGCCGGAAAUGGAACCGCAAACCAACGGUUUCCGCUAGUCGUCGACGACGAGAUUCUUCUUUAUCACAUCUCUACCGAUAGUAGUGGCCGAGGACCAUUAUAUUUAUUGGGAUUUUGGCUAAUAGGCUUACGGGUUAGUUUCAGUAUACGUCGAAGGUUUGAGAAACCGAAAAUAAAUGCCGGUACUCGAGAAGAAAAUAAUAAUAUAUUCUCCGAUAUUGUCCGUUUUGAAAAUUGGACUACGCUAACAGCGCCACCCCUAGAUAAAGUCACACCACUAGCCAACGGCUAUAAAUUAUCGAAAGGGUCUUAA
This is a messenger RNA of Macrosiphum euphorbiae (potato aphid), 390 nucleotides long. The record is from the annotation of a GenBank genome assembly. Lineage: Eukaryota; Metazoa; Arthropoda; Insecta; Hemiptera; Aphididae.